UCUGAGUGCCGUAAAUGAUAUCCGCCGCCCACUGCAUCUUUUUCAAGAAGAAAAUUUUCAAGUUCGAUACAAGAAUCGCUCGUCAUGUCCUCUGAGAUCACAACCCACCAGGUUUCUCUGAUGUUAGACGAGCUAGGGAUCAACGAAGACGAAGGCGAAACAUCACAGAGCUUCUGCGAAAUAUGCGUGGAGAGAAAGGAAAAUGAUGAGAUGUUCACCGGCGAAAGCUGCGGCCAUUCUUUCUGUCGCGAAUGCAUAAGCAGACACGUGGCGGCGAAGUUGGAGCAGCGAAUAACGACGAUCACAUGUCCGGCGGUGAACUGCAAGUCAGUGCUGGAGCUGGAGAGGUGCAGGGCUCUGAUUCCGAAAGUUGUGAGUGAUCUGUGGGGAGAUAUUCUGUGCGAGGAGCUGAUAAAUGUGUCUGAAAGAUUUUAUUGCCCGUACAAGAACUGCUCAGCACUGUUGGUGAAGGACGUGGUUGGUGAGAAUCCAGAGGUUAUCAGAGAAUCGGAGUGUCCUUUCUGCAACAGAUUAUUUUGCGCGCAGUGUUAUGUUCCAUGGCAUUCGGGGAUUGAGUGCGAAGAGUUUCAGAAACUGAAUGUUGAUGAAAGAGGAAGUGAAGAUCUUAUGCUGAGAGAGAUUGCCACGAAGAGUAGAUGGAGAAGGUGUACGAAAUGUAGUUUCUACGUAGAAAGAAUUGAGGGCUGCCAGCGUAUGACAUGCAGGUGUAAUGCUCAAUUCUGUUAUGUAUGUGGAGCUGAAUGGACUAAUGAUAGUCAUUACAAGUGUGCAUAGGCCGACAAAAAAAACUUGCUUUCAUGGUUAUUUAAAUAUCUAUUAGUAGAUACUGGAAAUUUAUUUAAGUAACCGUAUUGUAUUAUCUUUGUCAAGUUUUCUUUUGUGUUUAAAAUUAUUUCUAUCAGAAAAAAUGAAAAAA
This is a messenger RNA of Carica papaya (papaya), 937 nucleotides long. Its product is annotated as E3 ubiquitin-protein ligase RSL1-like. The record is from RefSeq and is a predicted model, not a curated record. NCBI's taxonomy places the organism in Eukaryota, Viridiplantae, Streptophyta, Magnoliopsida, Brassicales, Caricaceae. Gene Ontology annotation, biological process: protein ubiquitination. Gene Ontology annotation, molecular function: zinc ion binding; ubiquitin-protein transferase activity.